Messenger RNA from Ilex paraguariensis (yerba mate), 182 nucleotides. NCBI's taxonomy places the organism in Eukaryota, Viridiplantae, Streptophyta, Magnoliopsida, Aquifoliales, Aquifoliaceae. The record is from the annotation of a GenBank genome assembly.
AUGGCCAUCAUAUCUGUGACGGUGUUUGGAUGUGCUGAUUGUACUGAUGACCAGACAGAGGCUGAGAAGGCCAGUGGGGAAAAUAAUAAAGAAAAGAAGGACGAAAAAAAAGAGAAGCCCAGCAACGAAGUUGCCAUUGAUUGCUGUGGUGGUGGUUGCUGUGAUGGAGAUGGUGGUAGUGG